CUCACACACUAGUCCUGCAACAUUAGUGAGUGGCUGACUGCAUGCGAGUGUGUGGGACAGACUCUAUACCCUCCCACGGCCGCUCUGCGCCAACAAGAAGGAGUUUAUUCAACGUCCCGCUGCUGAUUUCUAUUUGUUUGUCACUAACUUCGUAUCUACUCACGUCUUAGGAAUGCCAUGGCUACUCAGAAUAACCAGGAUUACUUCAGGUCGGUCAGCAGCGAGUCCACCACAUACAUGAUGGUUCCGGCGAACAGCCGUGGUCGAGACUCGCCGUCAAAGUUAUGGAUCGCAAUGGUCGUGAUCGUGGUGGUCGUGCUGCAAAUAGCCUCGACCACCGGACUCUUUGUCUACUUAAACAUGUCUUUAACGCAGGUUAAGAGUCAGGGGGUUACAGAAGAGCUGCGGUGCCUUGGCUUGCUUAACGCCCUGGAUAAAGACCGGGACAUUCCCGAAGACCUGGCCCAACUGUUUGGAGAGCCUUGCAUCAAAUUAGCUGAGGGUAUCAAGGCCUAUAUUUCCAAGGUUACAGACAGCAUCAUCUCCAAACAGGCUUUACAUGAAGCAAGAGCCAUGCCCCAUUCAUAUAAUACAUCAGGGUCAAAGUUCAUGACCACAGUGACACAGAGGCCAUCAGCCCACCUGACCCUCAGCAGCCUACCAGCUGGUGCUCAGUACUCCACCCCUCAAGCAGACCUGCACCAGUCCUGCCGCCAUCCUGUACGUUCCUGGGCCAACCAGAGCUUCGGCGCUCAUCUACACAACAUGACACUGGCCAACGGGCGCCUUCGCGUACCCCAGGAUGGCCGCUACUACCUGUACUCCCAAGUGUACUUCCGCUACCCCUCUCCCAGCGAGGGGGAUCAAAACAGCGUGAGCCACCAGCUGGUCCAGUGCAUCUAUAAGAAAACCUCCUACCUGAGGCCGAUUCAGCUUCUGAAAGGAGUGGGGACCAAAUGUUGGGCUCCAGACGCAGAAUACGCCCUUCACUCAGUGUACCAGGGCGGCCUGUUUGAGUUGCGAGCGGGAGACGAGGUCUUCGUGUCAGUCUCGUCUCCUACGAUGGUGUACGGCGAGGACUCUUCUAGCUAUUUCGGAGCUUUCCGUCUGGAUCUGUAAGAGCACGUCAGAGGAACUGGAUCGGGACUACAUUACCCACCGGGUGGAGCGUUUUGGAGCUGCGACCCAAAGAGAAAAGACUCAUUUUAAUCGUUCAAAUUUCCUUUCUUUAAGACUUUGAAUAUGUGAAGGAUGCAUGAAUGAGAGACAUUUCGGACAAGGUUAUUUCUUUUAUAGACAGAGGAAUGUAUGUAUAUUUCUACAAAUCACAUCAAAGAUGUGAAUCUUUGAAACGGUAGCAAAACAAUGAACAGGAGAGACAAAAACUCACACAAAGUGAAUCUGUGCCAACGGUGUGUAAACGGUUUGAUGUGUGAACUCCACUCGCUCUCGUCCGCUGGAGGGGAAUAUUUUUGUGUACGGCGGAUCUAAAACAUUUUUAAAAACAGAGAUAUGAGAAGAGAAUGAUGACAGCGGGAAUGUGGAGGAAAGAAAGAUGAGAAGGGGAAGUAUGUAGCUCUACCAGCCUCAAAGGAGCAUCCUGGCAGGUUGCAGUAGUGUGGAAUUCUCCCCGUCCUGUCGGACCAGCGGAGCAGCAUGCCCGGACAAGAAAAGGACCUAAAAAAAGUUCACACGCACACAUACACAGAGGAAUUCAGCUUGUUGUAUAGACUGCAUUUGAAAACACUCAUACUCCUCUGAGUAUUUAUGGCUUCCAAACAUGCAAAACACAGCGAUAAGAUAAAUACACAUUCGUUCAGUCUCAGACACAAAUCACUUUUACAGGUCUCCCUCUGCUGUCUGGUCCGGGGUGCAGGAGGAAGUACUGUCAGGGAAAGACACGUGCUCCCCAGCUCACGUGGUCCCGGCCACACGAAAGGUUAAAUAAACACUACGAUACACGGUU
Rhinichthys klamathensis goyatoka is the source of this 1966-nucleotide messenger RNA. RefSeq names its product TNF superfamily member 10, like (gene tnfsf10l). Gene Ontology annotation, cellular component: membrane. Gene Ontology annotation, molecular function: tumor necrosis factor receptor binding. The transcript is spliced from 5 exons. Gene Ontology annotation, biological process: immune response. The coding region runs from base 178 to 1119 and encodes 313 amino acids. NCBI's taxonomy places the organism in Eukaryota, Metazoa, Chordata, Actinopteri, Cypriniformes, Leuciscidae. The record is from RefSeq and is a predicted model, not a curated record.